AUGUCUUCUUCGCCCAGCCUCUCCCAGCAGCGGCCGUUCUCGUCGUCUCUGCCUCGAGAAGAAGUCACUGCCAGACUUGCCGAGCCGAUCCGGUCCGGGUCGCCCAUGAGGAGUGGCUCGCCCCGUCCCGGCUUCGCAAGACCCGAAGGCGGCGCGUCCGGCGAUGCUUCGUCCUUCGCCCAAGGUCCUGGGGUGUCUGCUCUGGCUGCGGCCUUGUCCGACUCCUUGGGGCAAACGCCGCCACGACACGGCACUCCUUCAGGCCGCGUUGGCACACCGCCGCUCCGUCCAUUGUCUCCCUCGGGAAUCGGCCGCUCUGCCACACCGACAAAUUAUGGCUCCUUCGACUCGAGAGGUCGCCCUGGGGCCGAGAGCACGGGUCCCUACGAAGACCCGGAGAUCAUCAAGAGGCAUCUGGUGCAGCCCAGCGAGAUGGAGAAUCCCACAUCAGAGGCGUCAUCGGAAACUGGCAAGGGCAAGCAGACGGCCGAUUUCGGCUUUGGUACUACCGGCCUGCACGACGACGAGUUCUCGAGUCUGCGUCUGCAAGGUGGGGACGUGACACGGGGUAUCUACAAAUGGACCGAGCAGGCAGAAGCUAGGACAAAGAUGCAGCGCAGCAAGAGUUUCGACCACUCGAGGCCCGAGCCUGAAAGCGACACGCUCGACAUCAGCUCCAUCAAGGUGCCGGGUGGCUUCCGAAGGAAUCAUCUCCGAAGAAAUGUCAUCAGCCCUUCGGGGCAUCCUGAAGACGGCUAUGGGGGCGCUGAUUCUCCCGGUAGCAAUCGGCCGCUGUUCACGUCGAGUUUUCUCGAAUUCCUGUCCAUCUAUGGCCACUUUGCUGGUGAAGAACUGGAGGAAGACGACGAGGUCCUCGGCCCCAACGAAUACUUCCAAUCCGGCGCGGAUGAGGAGGAGGAAGAAGACGAGGAACCCAUGGAAGACAGCGCGCUGCUGGGCCCUUCGAAGAAGAAGCGGAAGAGAAAGACGCGUGGCGGCAGCGGCCAGAACAGCCAGAUGAACGCGGCUCUGCUGCUGCUCAAGUCCUUUGUCGGAACCGGCGUCUUGUUCUUGCCGCGUGCCUACCUCAACGGGGGCAUGCUCUUCAGCAACCUCGUCCUCCUCGGUGUAGCGCUGCUGAGCUACUACUGCUUCGUUCUCCUGGUCACGACGCGGCUCAAGGUCGAGGGCUCGUUUGGUGACAUGGGUGGUAUUCUGUACGGAAAGUGGAUGCGCGCCAUUAUUCUGGCUUCGAUUGUCCUCAGCCAGAUCGGAUUCGUCGCAGCUUACAUUGUCUUCACCUCUGAGAACCUGCAGGCCUUUAUCUUGGCCGUGACCAACUGCCGCACGUCAAUCAGCAUCCCGAUGCUGAUUCUGAUGCAGAUGGUCGUCUUCCUGCCCUUUUCGCUCCUGCGAGACAUUGGCAAGCUUGGAUUCACGGCCCUGAUUGCUGACGCCUUCAUCCUGAUUGGACUCGCAUACCUCUUCUACUACGACGUUCUGACGCUCGCUGCCGAAGGCCUCGCCGAUAUUAUCAUGUUCAACCAGCGGGACUGGACGCUCUUUAUCGGAACGGCCAUCUUCACUUUUGAGGGCAUUGGCCUCAUCAUCCCCAUUCAAGAGUCGAUGAAGAACCCGGAAAAGUUCCCCAAGGUCAUGUUCCUCGUCAUGAUCAUCAUCACCAUCCUCUUCACUGUCAUGGGCGCCAUCUCGUACGCUGCGUACGGCUCCGAGACGCAGACCGUCGUCCUGCUCAACCUGCCGCAGGACAACCGCAUGGUCAACGUCGUGCAGCUCCUGUACUCGGUGGCUAUUCUGCUGUCGACGCCGCUGCAGAUCUUCCCCGCGAUCCGUAUCGCAGAAACCGAGCUGUUUACGAGGAGCGGCAAGUACAACCCGUGGAUCAAGUGGCAGAAGAACAUCUUCCGCUUCUUCGUCGUGAUGAUGUGUGCCGCCAUUGCCUGGGGCGGUGCCGACAAUCUCGACAAGUUUGUCGCGCUCGUGGGUAACUUUGCCUGCAUUCCGUUGGUCUACAUCUAUCCUCCUCUGCUCCACUACAAGGCCGUCGCGCGAUCUAGGUUCUGGCGGUACUCGGACAUUGGACUGUGCAUCUUUGGCCUCAUCGCCAUGGGCUACACCACGAGCUUGACCGUUAUGAGCUGGGCCAAUUCGGAGCCCAAGGCGCCCGGAUACUGCGAUCGAAGGGGCACGUAG
Trichoderma citrinoviride is the source of this 2214-nucleotide messenger RNA. Its product is annotated as transmembrane amino acid transporter protein. The record is from RefSeq and is a predicted model, not a curated record. Gene Ontology annotation, molecular function: amino acid transmembrane transporter activity. NCBI's taxonomy places the organism in Eukaryota, Fungi, Ascomycota, Sordariomycetes, Hypocreales, Hypocreaceae. Gene Ontology annotation, biological process: amino acid transmembrane transport. Bases 1 to 2214 code for a protein of 737 amino acids. The transcript is spliced from 2 exons.